Echinococcus granulosus is the source of this 327-nucleotide messenger RNA. Its product is annotated as RING-box protein. The coding region runs from base 1 to 327 and encodes 108 amino acids. Gene Ontology annotation, biological process: ubiquitin-dependent protein catabolic process; protein ubiquitination. The transcript has 4 exons. Gene Ontology annotation, cellular component: cullin-RING ubiquitin ligase complex; nucleus. The record is from RefSeq and is a predicted model, not a curated record. Gene Ontology annotation, molecular function: zinc ion binding; ubiquitin protein ligase activity; cullin family protein binding. NCBI's taxonomy places the organism in Eukaryota, Metazoa, Platyhelminthes, Cestoda, Cyclophyllidea, Taeniidae.
AUGUCGAGUAUGGACGUAGAUGAAGCUCCUGUCCGGGCACCUGUCCCUCUGGUAAGCAAACGCUUCGAAAUCAAGAAGUGGAACGCGGUUGCACUUUGGGCCUGGGAUAUUGUGGUAGAUAACUGCGCUAUCUGUCGCAAUCACAUAAUGGAUUUAUGUAUUGAAUGUCAAGCAAAUCAUGCUACAGAUGGAACUGAGGAAUGCACAGUUGCUUGGGGUCACUGCAAUCAUGCUUUUCAUUUUCAUUGUAUAUCGCGCUGGCUCAAGACAAGAAAUGUUUGUCCUCUGGAUAAUAGAGAGUGGGAAUUCCAAAAGUAUGGACACUAA